AUGAUGGAAAACUCUCCUUGCGCGGUAGACCAGGGAAGUUCUCCUUAUGAAUCUCCUGUUGCGGCGGAGAGUGGGCGGCGCAGCCGCGGUUUUUAUGUGUGGGUAUUUCUUUGUCAGCUUCUGACUCUGCUGUGGAAGGAGUCUCUUGAGCGUGCGCGCCGGCCGUGGAAGGCGGUGAUGGAGAUUUUGGCGCCGGCAGUCAUGAUUUUCAUUCUUUUCUACGCCGUAGAACUGAGCCCUGUCGUGUGGAUCGACUCGUUUAACCACUCACGUCUGCCGGAUGUGACGUUCCAACACAAAAUUCCCAAUGAGAGCCUCGUCACCAACGACUGGGAGGCGGAUUUGGAGGCGGUUAGUCAGUGGCGUGGUGUGUUUUCCGAAUUGAACAUGACCUCUUUUUUUCACGACUACGCCUUGACACUGGCGGAGCUGCGCGAACUCACGAACAAUCGUUACCGCCACAGUCGUGCUGGAAGGGCGUGGAACGCGUCGAGGAUACGGCGAGAGGUGGCACGCGCACUUCUCUCGAAUCGUUACGCCGCAUCACCCUUUCAGGUCCCAACGUUGGACCGAUACGCAUCCAUGAUGGAGGCAGCUCGUGUUGCCAUUGGAGAACGGGGGAUAAAGCGCAUGAUGCAUGAUGAGCCCCUUAUUAAAUUUAUUUUUUAUCCUGGAAAGCUGGCGUUUGCUGUCGGAGAAAGCGGAAACCCGGAGCUCGCAACGGCAGGGGAGAAGCUUGUCGAAUAUCUUAACGUGACGACCAAGUUCUUUGCUUCGACUAUCAUUUGUCAAUCCGACAUUUUUGGAGGGGAAAACAGCACCUGCGUCUUUGACAAUGUGUCGAGGGCAAUGUCACUGCUGGGAACGGCAGACGCUCGGCAGGGACAGGCACUGUGGGCCCUCGUACGAUUGGACCAAGUCACGGUGCAACCUCCUGAAUUCCGUUACAGUAUUUUUGUCAACGAAGCGGCCAUGCAAACUCGGAAGACGCUGGAGACGUUUGCGCAGGGCCUGGGAAAGGAGUACGCCAAUUACGCCUACAACGGGGUGUUGUCGCUUCAGUACGAACUCAAUACGUACUUCACUUCCCUCGCCGCUUCCCCACGGGCGCGUGAAAAUUUGCCAUUGACCCCUUUUGCGGAUUAUAUUUGUAGUGCCGCCCCGACCGUGCAUAACGCAACCAAAGACAUGUUUGAAGCGCCACUGAAUACGACUCAACGCGAAACAAUUGAAAGGGCUGCUGCUCAUGGACCUAUUCUAACUAUUUCUGCAGAACCCUUCACGGAGUUGAAUGCUAUGUAUGCCCCCUGCCUAUAUGAAGUGGGGGCAUUUUGUGAAGAUGCCAACAACACAGAGCUUCUCUUGAAAUGUCUUGAGGAAUUGGACGCAGCAGGGACGAACAUGUCGCUGGUCUGUCACAGCGCAUUGGAAUUUAUUAAAAAGUGUCCUCUCGAGGCUAAGGUGUGUGAGGACGGUAACGCAUAUGAGCUUCUUACCGCGAUUCCGUCUGCAUUGCCUAAAUGUGCGGAAGCUAUUUCUUCCGCGUGCCCUGGAAACCAUUUUCUUCAAACAGUGCAGCAAACGAUGUUGACGGCUAAAUGCUCUUAUAUUAUCAUGGAUAUAUGUUCUUCGGAGGGCAUAAAAACGAAUAAUAUUCAGAUGUGUAUGAAGAAGAUCAACAAGAAACCCAGUCUUAUUCCUGGGGAGUGUCGCAUGGUUACGGAUACUCUUUUAGCAUGUGAAGAUGAGUAUGAAUCAAUCUGUCCAUUGGAUGAGGCAUUUCAAAAUGGCAUGCUUCCAUUCGCAUGUCUUUACUUGAACUCACGUCUUUUCAGCUCUAGCUGCAAGGCUACAGAAUUUGUAAAGGAUAUUUUGCCGAAGUUGUUUUCUCGUAAGGCCGUGCGGCAGAUGGUUCCUGCCGCCACAUACUACUGUCGGGAGGUACAUGAUAUCUAUAAAACUUUGGUAAACGGUGUGGUGGUUCAGGCAUUUCCCACAAAUGGAUAUUAUCAACGGAUGUUCUUCUUAACGGGAGGGCCGUUUGUGGGGUUGGUGAUGGCCAUUGCAUUUUACUUUCCAUUUGCGGCCAUUGUGCAAUCCAUUGUGCACGAACGGGAGACAUGGCAAAAAAAGUACCUCAUUCUUAUUGGGGUGCAUCCCAUAGCAAUAUUAGUGAGUAAACUUCUUAUGGCUUUCGGUAUCUCCAUUACCGCAUCUGUUUUUCUGACAAUUGCUGUGGCGUUUUGUAUUGACAUACCGACUUCAACUCUGUACACCUUGGUCUACAUGUAUUCUCUGAGUCUUUGUGCUUUGGCGUUUGUCAUUGGAGUAAUUGUGCCAGGAGAGCGUGCGGCCAUCGUCGCAACACCGUUUAUUCUCUUUCUCUUUGUCACACCUGCUCUUGUCGACGGUCGACCCACAGAACUGGGUGGCGCAUCCAUGCUACUCCCACCGACGGUUUUUGCCAAGGCAAUUGCAUAUUACACCCAAGUCGCUCAGUUGGACCAGAACCACAUCACACAAUCAAACAGACUUCAAGAGGCAACAUGGGCCCUUUUUGGUCUGUUAAUGUUGUAUUUGGUCUUGGCAUUUAUCUUGGAACAUUUAUUUAUUCCCAAUUCGGCUCUAGAACGCCUAUUUCGACGCUGCACAUCUUACGUGGGAUCUGUGGACAAGUAUGUGGAGCAACAAAGCCAUCGCAUUGCACAAUUUUAUAAAAGGAAUGAAGUGCCGUCUUCCAGCGCUGCUCCAGUACACGCUGGAGAAGCUGAUGAAGAGGGAACAGAUACACGCAAGGUUCAGGAAUCAAAUAUGGAGUUCAAUAUUGGUGGAGUCAGCAAUACAGCCAGAAGUAAUGCGGUCGAAGGAGGCCCCUCGAUUGAUUUUCAAUAUCAUUCAGAAGCUGGAAGGGAACCCGGAACUCGUUCGGUUGAAAAUGCUCAGGAGGCGGGCGCCCCAAUUAUUUCUUCAGCGAAGCAAGAGUCUGGUGCUCCAUCACAGUCGCAAGUUUCUCCACCGGUUCCGAGUGAUUGGUAUGCAUCUAUCACCGUCCGUGAUCUCUUUCACACCGCCGUGGGAAAAUUUCCGAUGUUGUACGUCCCACGUGCAGAUUUUUACCGAAACCGACUUAAUUGCAUCAUAGGUGAAGCCGUUUCUGGAAAGAGUCGCCUGUUGGAAACUUUGAUGGGAGCAUGUGAUUUGCCUCAGGGUGAAGUUCGGAUAGAUGGGAAAAACGUUUGGUCCUGUCGGCGUAAUGAUAUUGGAGUCUGUCUCCAGAAAAGUGUCUUUUGGGAGAAUUUAACUGUUCCUGAAAACAUUCGCUUUGUUCAACUACUGAAAGGGCACAUAUCUGAUCCUGCCGAGUUGAGAGCGGAGGAGAAAAUACUCCUUUCUGCAAUGCAACUUACAGAUUUGCGUCGUGAACGGGCUGGACGCCUAACGACUGGAGUGGCCCGGAAGCUUGCUGUUGCCAUGGCCCUGGCUGGUGGAUCGCAUACGAUAUUUUUUGACGAACCAACUGCCUCCACGGAUAUUUCAUCACGACAAGAAAUUUGGCAUCUUCUUUCUCAGAAUGCGAGGGGACGAUGUAUUGUCGUCUCCACCAGUGAAGUGGAGGACGUGGAUGUCUUUGCUGACCAUAUUACUGUUCUUCACGGCGGGAGAGUCUGCCUCACAGGAACUCCCGAAUACCUUCGAUGGAAACUAAGAGGUGGUUGGGUUGUGACUGUCUGUCGUGCUGCAAAUACUGAACUGGAAACCAUUUUAAAUCGAGUUCGCUCCGUGGCUCCAGAUGCGAUACUCGUAAGUAAUGUUGGCCACGAAAUAUCUUUUCAGGUGACGGAACGUGUUGCCCUUCAUACACUGCCGGUUAUGCUGACGGAAUUGAGGUCCGCGAGGGAGUCCGGUCUCAUCUCAAACAUCACCGUUUCAGAUGCAAGCUUGGGUGAGUCCUUUGUCCGCUUAACACGCAUGUUGAAUCUUCGAGAGUCUCAUGAUCUCCAUGACCCAGCAACAGAAGGUCCCGUAGCGGAAGACGCCUACGCGUUGAUGCCAUCCGCUUCCGAGAGAGAAAUAAACGACAGCGUUCUGGUAGAAAGAGGCAUGGUGGGCUCCAGCGAGGAACGUGGGGCACGUGAUCCGAAAGUGUUCGUUCGUGCUUUUUUGGCCCUCUUUGGUUUUCGUUUAUUUGAAUCCUUAUUGAGUCCUCACUAUGGAUUGAUCAUGACGCUGGUGCCACUUCUGACGUUUUUAGCUGGGACUUCAUCAUUGGAUAGGAGUUUGAAUCUGAGGAGGAUUGGUAAUGUUUCUGUUCUUAACUGGCAGUUACAUUCUUACCCAAGCGAUACGUUUUACAUUGACUUUAAUAUGAACGGAUCACCCUACCAAUCCAUUGUCGAGCGGUUACCUUCCAUUACCAUACCCGGGACACGUACCAAAUUUUAUCCAUUAAAUGAUACAUCCCUGCCUCCGACAGAAAAGAGCAGUGUGGGCGUCGAUCGGUUUUUGGCGCAGCGUCGUUUGUCAACGGAGACAUUUGCCUUUGGUGCCUUUGCAUUGCAAGGGCCGAUUGUAGAUGUGGUGAACAGCGCAGCCCAGCCCUCAUUAUUUCCAUGGGUGACGGAUGUUUUGCUCUGUAACACCUCGUAUCCGCUAAGUCCAUUGGCAUAUAUGGAGUUGUUGGGAAUGAUGCGGCUUUGGGUCGCACGUAAUGAGACAACAGGAAUUAUCAGUGCCUCUGUUGGCGUGUUGAGCGAAAAUGAUUUUAUGGGCAAAGUACGUAAGAAUUUACCAACGACAUCUGUUGAUGUCAUGGGUACACUUUUGCUAUUGCUUCCAUUUGCAUUUUACGGUAGUCGAAUGGUCACGGCUCUUGUUGAGCAGCGUCGUACCGGAUUUCUUCAGGUGCUUUACAGUUCGUCACUUCGGCCGGUUGCGUUUUGGAUGGCAAACUUCACAUACGACUUUUUUACUUUUUUUAUUUUGGUGCUUAUUACCAUUUUUUUGUUUGCCUCCAACCAUAUUUCCCGUGGCAUGACUUUGGGUAAUUUGCUUGCUAUUUUUGGCGUUAUGGUCGUGUUUGGCUCCAGUACGAUCAUGCUAUCUUAUUUUCUAAGCCGGUUUUUUAAAAACGGCAUUACGGCUCAGUAUUUUAUUACGGUAUUUACAAUAUUUACAGGUUUUGCCUUUUUGAUUUCGUCAUGCACAGUGCGUUUCUUACCGAUAAAUCCUCUGACAUGUUCUGCAAUAGAGCUGAAUGAACAAUUUUCUAUCCUGAUGCGAUUCUUUCCUUUUUAUAAUCUUGGUGAGUCCUUUAUGAACUACGUUUUGGCCAAUGAGUUCAAUGAGGAUUUGGAUGUGUUGUUUCGCAUGCAACCCGCAAUGAUUUUAACGCUGUUGUUUGUCUGCAUGAUAUUUUACGAGACAUCUGCUGAGGUGAGUGUGCGCGUGUUUUUCCGAGAUCAAGUUAAUUCCCGGAUUUAUACACUGGUACAGAAAUUUCUCAAUUCUUUAUUUUCAUCUCACGAUGAGAGCAAUGAAGUUUCUGGCGAUGAGUCAUUUUAUCGCUGGAAGGAUUCAUCGCGUCUUUUUGCCUCGGAGGAUGAUUGUGUUGCGGAAGAGCGGGAGAAGCACUUCCCGGGCGACGAUAUUCGCGCCUCAACAGUUUGGAAGUUGUGCAAUGAUGUGUAUGCCUUGCAGAAUGUGACUCUCAGUUUGCAGAGUGAAACCCUUGUGGUGGUUGGCAUUAAUGGGAGCGGUAAGACGACCCUUUUGCGGUGUCUUUCCGGUCAAAUGCUUCCUUCCCAUGGCGAUGUGUAUCUGCAUGGCCACUGUACAACACGACGAGCGGCCUCUAAACUUGCCGCAAACGGUUUUAUGGGAUACCUCACGGAAUCAUUGUUUUUCAACCGUAGCAACAUUACACCGUAUCUUUUCCUCCAUAUUAUGGCAGACCUUCGUUUACUCCGACGUGAUGCUAAUCGUAGGAAACACCUGCUUUAUCUCAUACGUACACUGGGUAUUUGGCCCUACAUGCAUCGUUCCAUGAGAACGCUUAAUGCAUCCGUACAGCGACGUGUGCUUUUGGCGGCAGCCCUUAUCGGUUACCCUCCUGUUUUAAUUCUUGAUGAUGCAACGGAGUCACUGGAUCCAUGUUCAAGACGCCACGUUUGGGCAGCGAUCCGUUCGGCGCCGCAGGGGACCACGACGGUCUUCUCGUCGAAGCACCCCGACGACGUUGAGAUGAUUGGCGAUCGUGUUUUGGUUUUGGAUGAGGGCAUGAUGCGUUUCAUAGGGACUCCGGCUCAGUGGAACCAAAAGUACAGGAGAGGACUUUAUGUUUCCAUCGACGUCUCACGAUCGCAGGAAAUGCUGAGGUUGGACUGCUCAAAUUACUCGGGAGCAAUGGAGCAGUUGAAAAAAUACUUUUCCAAUCAUUGGCCGGACAGUCUGUUGAUUGAUUUCCGUCCUUUCCAUUACCUGUUCCUUGUCCCGCAUACUGUGCCCAACGACAAUGCAACGGGCACAUCUGCCUCACAAGGCCGUACGAUGCAAGGCGUUUUGGCCACACUCAUUCAAGGUAGAGGAUGCGGUUGGAAUUUGCCUGAAGACCGCGAGGGGAAUACGGAUGCAGGUGGCAGCCAAGUUUGUUUUCCCUGUUCCAUUACAAUUUCAGAAACAACGAUUGAGCGUACGAUGAUGAAUGCUUUUCGUGAAACUGUUGCCUUUAAAACAGCCGCUCGCGGCUUGAACGACCGUACCUUUCGUAUACCUCCACGAGAUUGA
This is a messenger RNA of Trypanosoma cruzi, 6783 nucleotides long. RefSeq lists its product as uncharacterized. Gene Ontology annotation, biological process: lipid transport; transmembrane transport. Gene Ontology annotation, molecular function: ABC-type transporter activity; ATP hydrolysis activity; ATP binding. Gene Ontology annotation, cellular component: intracellular membrane-bounded organelle; membrane. Bases 1 to 6783 code for a protein of 2260 amino acids. Lineage: Eukaryota; Euglenozoa; Kinetoplastea; Trypanosomatida; Trypanosomatidae. The transcript has a single exon. The record is from RefSeq and is a predicted model, not a curated record.